UUUCUUAUUUGAACUACGUCAUGAUACAGGAAGUAAACAAACCAGACAAGAGAGUUACCAAGUGGCUCACGAGACCUCGGCGAAUGUCCCAACAGCUCGUGCAGGUGUGAUGUUGUGCUUGCAUGCAUGAUCUCCACAUCUCAUCCUGAGGGUGUCAAGCGACACACUAACCCCCACAGUGCCAUGACUGAGGUGUUGGGACAGAGGAGCUUGUUGGGCUUUGGUGUGGUGUUGGCAUGGCUGGUGCUGUUCCACCUCCUGGUCAACAUCUGGCUGCUGUGCGUUUUCACCAGCCUGUUGGUGGUGCUCGGUGGCUGGCUCGGCUCCCAGGCCGUCCUGGAGUCCAACAGUGUGGUUCACCUGGAGAGGUUUGUCACCCUUGAGCAGGUUCAGCCGUCUGUGGAGGAUGAGCAUCGCUUGGACCAGGAGAUCCACAACACAGUGAGGAAAAUCAUCAGGGACUUUGUCACCUCUUGGUACUCCACUGUGUCCUCUGAGAGUGCUUUUGAAACAGAGGUUCAAGAAGCCAUGAUUUCUAUGGCCAUGGAGCUGAAAAUACGUGCAAGACAGGUUGAUAGGAAGGAGCUGACCCAGAGGAUCCUGGAUCUGUUUGGCUGCCACCUGCAGGACUACAUCAGAGCCAAGGAGCUGGUGAGCGAGCAGCAAACAUCUCUGACGGCAAAGUGGAGCAGUGAGAGCGAGCAGUUGUGGAAGGCAUAUUCCAGGGUUACCACACCUCAUCUUGCUAUGACCAGUGACGCAGUAGAAGUAAACUACACCAGAGCAGUUGUAGAUUUAUUGCUGCAUGUUUUGGUGCCAUUGCCACACUUGGAGACCCACAGUGGACGGUUCGUUGUCGGUGAGCUCAUUACCUGCAAUGUUCUGCUUCCUCUCAUUGGCAAAUUGUCUGACCCUGACUGGUUAAACAGUCUCAUGAUUGAAAUAUUCGGCAAGUCUAGCAAACAGCAGGAGCCAGUUACAACAGAGCCAAUGGCUUCCUCACCACCGCUGUCACCGUCACCUGCUCAAUCAGAGCUUGCUGCACUACAAGAGACAGUGCUUGUACCUCAAAAGAAUAAUGAAGGUCCUCCACUAAGAGCUGAGACUGAAAUGGUUAACGACUCAGAGACGGCCACACCUGAGCUGGCUGCCUAUGAUGUGAUUGAUUCUGACGAAGUGGACUGUACACAGAACAACACAGAAGAAGAAGAGCCUGCUCAACCCUUUUUAAGGCAUUACAUGAGAGGAAGCAAGUCAAACCCAUUUUACCAGGAAAAUGACACUGACCUGGAUUCUCCUUUGACUGACUAUAAACAAAGUUCGAUUGAUUCCCUGGUCAUGAUAAGCCAAGAGGAAGGCCUGUAUGACAGGCAGAAGGAAUGUGCCACAUCUGCUGAGACCAAUAAUGGUGUGGACCUGGAGGAUGUUUAUCCAAGUCCAGUGGAUGGCUCCUUCCCUAAAGUCCUGGUGAAAUCUCAACCAGUAGAGCAUCCUAAUGGCUGUGGUCCAUCAUCAGUUAGGACAGCAGAGGGGAUUCCCAGUAUCAGCAGCCUGCAGGACCUGGAGAGGGAGGGCAGUUCCCCUUCAGUAAACCCAGCCAGAGAGCUCCUUCUGGGCGUGGAACAGAGUGGGCUGGGGAACCCCAGUGAGGUGACAGAAGUCAGUCCAUUGCAGGGCUCUUCCCCUAUGCCGUCAUUCAGUUUUGAGCCCCUUAGCAGCCCUGAUGGACCAGUUAUCAUCCAGAACCUCCGCAUCACUGGCACCAUCACAGCUAAGGAGCACCGUGGCACUGGCUCACACCCAUACACUCUUUACACUAUCAAAUAUGAAACAGCAAUAGGCUGUGAGAACCCAGGAAACAUCCAGCCAGGCUCUGAAGAGGCUGAAGUGAUACCAGGUGGUGAGAAUCCAUCACCCAUUCAGCCAGUUGCCUACCACAUGGUCAACAGACGAUACAGUGAGUUCCUCAACCUGCAAACCCGGUUGGAAGAAAAAGCAGAGCUACGGAAACUCGUCAAAGGUGUGAAAGGUCCAAAGAAAAUAUUUCCAGAUAUGCCGUUUGGAAACAUGGAUAGUGACAAGAUAGAGGCAAGGAAAGGACUUCUGGAGACCUUUCUAAAGCAACUCUGUACCAUCUCUGAAAUAGCCAACAGUGAGGAGAUGCAGGAGUUUCUCGCUCUCAAUACAGACGCCAGGAUCGCCUUUGUCAAGAAACCUUUUAUUGUGUCACGUAUAGACAAGAUCGUGGUGAAUGCCAUUGUAGACACCCUGAAGACAGCGUUUCCUCGUUCAGAGCCUCAGAGCCCAACAGAGGAUAAUGAAGGAGAGGUGGAUGGAGGGAAAAUAAGCGCUGACAAAAAGAGCAAGUCUCGUCUGAAGUUCCCCAGUAAAAACAUGCCCUUUAUGAACGGCUCAGACAUUAGACCAGCAGUUUUGUUCAGUUUGGAGCAAACAAACACAGUGUUUAACGGGAUGUCUUUGGGAGAUUUGCAAGCCUUUAUUACGGAGCAGGAGAAACUGUCAGUCAGAGCCGAGCCAGAGAGGGAGGACAGUCCAGUAGUGAGAGAAUUCAGAGGCACUCUGGUUGACAGCUUGAGUGGAAAUCACAGUCAGGAAGUUGCGCAUGAGACGAGGCUGGCUGAGGUGGCUCUGAACAUCCUGUGUCUGCUGAUGAAAAACCAGUGGAGUUGGCUGUGCACUGAAAACAUUCAGAGGGCCAUCAGAUUGCUGUUUGGGACCCUUAUUAACAGAUGGCUGGAUGUGAGCGUCGCCAACCUGACGUGCACCAGGUACUGGGUGGUGUACCUGCAGGUCAUACAGGAGGCCGUGUGGCCAGGAGGAACUCUGCCUACGGCCCCUCGACUUGAACGCAGCCAGCAGCAGAAGGACCGCACCAGGCAACAAGCCUUACACUGUCUGAUGAGACUCCUGCCAGAUCUGAUUUCAGACAUGUUGGACUCAGACAAGUACAAACUCAGCUGGCAGACUGCACUGGACUCUCUUCAAGACCCCAACAUUAACAGACACCUGGUCUACUGCAUAUUUGAUCUUCUGCUGGAGUUCCUGGUUCCUGAAAUACCAGAGGAGACCUUCCAGAAGAGCCUGGUGCAGACCCUCUCCAAGAACCCAGAGAAGUUGCUGGCAUGAGGAGAAACCCCAGAGGAACACCUGCAAACCCAGCUGUCAUCCUUCAUCAUCUUAUCUGACCAUUGACUGAUGAUUUGCUGAAAAGCAGCGUGACAGCGAGGCUGCUCCUGUUCUACUAAUGUUCUGCGAUGAGAGUGCAAGUGUAUGUUUCUGGUGAGACUGAAUUUUCUCUGUCCCCACUUUAAACUCCUGGCGUCCCUCAGGCCUGUCUUUAGUCAUGUGUUGAUGUAUCGACACACGAGGCCCGUGAACAUGCUGUCCUGUAUAUGCACGCACGUUAACACAAACUACAUUUGAAGCAGCUUUGAUUACAUGAGAGCACCUGGUUUGUGUUUAACCUCAGAACGUGUCCGACACGUUGUUCAGAUCUAAAGCCUCCUCCGAUCUCCACAUCCCGCCCCUUCCUGCUCACUAAACUCUCUGGCUUUGAGUAAACUCGCUUCAGAUGGUCUUCACACUCUGCUCUCAUCCCCUCUUGCAGAGUCCGGACAGCAAAACCCACACCUGUUGCUCUAAUGUGGAGAAGCAGGAUUUGCUUUCCCCAUCAACUUAAAUCUCAAAAUGCUCUGCUGGGAUUUAGCAUUAGUGUUGUUUUUUCUCUGUUGACCCUUUCUUUAAAAUCCCACUGGCUGUGUUUAGAGCCACACAUGUGAUUCUGACAUAAUGUGAGCUAUACCUCCUAAAUCUGAGCCUUCCCGAGGGAGGACAUGUCUCUGGUAGAUUUUUUUAACCUGCAUGUGUCCAGGUGUAGGAAAAGUACAUACUGUCGUUCAGAGUGGUGAAGAGUUGGCCCUGAGAUAUUUUCCUGGCUUCACAGAGGCGUCACAGUUCUUUUAACAGGACCCUUGGAGAAUUAUCUGUGUGCAGUUAAUGUCUAAAUCAUAUAACAACUGGGCGCCACAAAAACAGGUAUAUGAAGGAUGUAGGAAUGGUGUUGGCCCACAUCCAUUCAAUAACUUCACAGGGUUGUUUGUGUAGGUUCCUAUAAAGCAGUGAACUGCUGGAGACUCUACAUACAGUACUGAAGAUCAGGUAUCUGUGAGAACUGGCUAAUUAACCAACAGGAUUAAAGGGGGGGGGUCAGUUAUAUAGCACAUUUUGUCGCUCUAUCCACACUGAUAGAGUGUGUUUUAUUUGUCCAGUAUUGACUUAUCAUAGGGAAGAAAUCGUCCCUAUGAAAACCAUUCAUGAUUGACAUCUGUGAGUUUCCUGUUAGAUUUUGCUGUUGUUAAGUAUGUUUAAAUAGUUAAUGUGUCAGUGCAGGUUUCCCCCAGUAAACCGGUUAGCAGAGCUGGCAAGUGCUGUUCUUUCAAUCAUUGAUGCAACACAGAGCUACUGAUGCUCCAGCUUGUUAGCUUAAAUGCUAACUUUAAACUAACUUUUACUCCAUGCUAACUCAAUAGGGUAAAAGUUUUGAUUUUCAAACGUCAGCCAUGUAGCGUGUAAAAGUGUAGUUUUCUUCUCACCUGUCACUGCACAGUGUUGUUCUGAUGAAUGCACUGGUCAUCAUGGCUGAGACAUUGUGUUGAGCCAGUUUAUCUAUUCAGUCCUUGAUGCCAGACCUGCACCUUUGCUGCGUGACGAGCAUGUAGCGAUGUGGUCGCUUUAGAAGCAGUCUGAAGAGAGUUUCAGUGGUGUCAGCACACAGUCUCCAUUCACUUUAAACAUAUUGUAAAGGUUUUUGCACUUUGUAAAUCUGCCUUAGCAUCUUAUUGUCUUCGUGGUGGUAACUCAACAAUCAACACAUCUUUCUCAGUUGGAUAAAGACAAUGAGCAGAAAACGUAGCUUAGUGAAAAUAUCCCAGGUCUGUGUCCAUGUUACUGCACAGAUCAUAUCUCGUGUGUCCGUGAUGUCCUGACACAGACUGUGUAGUUCAUCUUCAGUCGCAGCUGGCCGGGACGAUGAUGUAAUUGUGGGUAAAUCAGAGUUUCUCAGCCUUUUCUGCCAACAUUUUAACGUUCUAAAACGUCAUGACUUCAAUCUGGAGAAGCUGCCAUGUGAAUGCACGGAAGCCCAGACGGCCAUGCUUGCAAUGAUGUUUGUGAUGCUGUUAGCUCAAGAUCACAAGUCAAUUAUUUUGUUAUGUCGAGAUGAGAAACGUCGAUUGGUUUCUCUCCUUGUCUCGAGAAAACAAAAAGACGAUUUCUGGAGAUACUGAGAUAAUUUAUCACCAGAUAUAGAGAUUCAGAAGAGUGGACCAUGACACACGCACACACAGCUGUGUGUGUUGGGCGUGGGAGCGUCAAAGCAAACCGCAUGCACUUUUUAUGAACUUCGGCCAUUUGCUGUGUGAAUGUUCUCCCUGUGAUUCAAUAUGAGGGUAUUUACAUUAUGGCUAAUUAUUGUAAGGGAUAGGCUUACACAGUGGUCAACCUAAAGCAGAUGUGUUACUGCUCGGUAAGCUACGAUCAAAAGAAGUCCUGUCGGCAGGAGAACAGGAUAAGAAACUACCCACACUGGUGGAUGUUUGAAUGGAAUAAUAAAUGAUGUUUAGAAAUAAGCAAGCCUGCAGGACAACCAUUAAUGGAUUCUUCUUGAUCUGACAUUUUCAUCUGAAAUCCGUUGCUGCAGUUGUGAAGAUACCAUCGAUGCGUGCUGGCACCUGCAGAUAAUGAAAUAAUUUGCGUGUGAUCUGGAGAUAACUGCAUCAAAGCACAGCUGUGGGUGGCCUCCGUUCAGCUGUAGUACUGCAUGCUUUUGUUUUUUAUUUUUAGGAGUAUGGAGUCAGCUCCAAAUGGGUUACAUUAAAACUAAGAUAUGCAGUAUUUUCUUCUUUGAAUUGCAUCAAGUAUCAAAUUUGUAUGUCUGGCUAGACUAAAUCUACACAUUCAGUGAAGUCAUGUGGGAUUCGGAUGCUAAGUUUGAGAAAUGUCACUUUCCGUAUUGUAAGUAAAAGAAAUCAGAUCUUUAUGUUUCUUAAUGUUAAUCGCUCCAGUGUUUGGCAUUCUUGUCGUGGUUUAGUGGUCUCAUCUUUUCCCCCCUUUCCAUUGUGAUAACUUGUGAUUCCGCCUAUUUAUGAAUCUAUUUAUUUGCUUGAUGUACUAACUUAUGACUUGUUCUGAAUUCCGUCCAUUGAAGAACGAGUGAGGUGCCAGUGCUGACAGAGAGGAGCCCUUUCUUGUGAAGUGCUUUGAAGUGGAUUUUGCCUUACAAGGUGACUUGAUGAAGUUUGGCCCUGCCUGUCCUGCAGUAGUGCAGCUGCAGUGUGGCCACUGACCAUGCCUUAGUAGAACAUAAGCACCCAGUUCCAGCUCUCUGUAGUGGAGCUGUUAACGUGUGUUCUUUUUAUUGUGGCAAAUUGUGCUGAAUGUUGACGCUGUGACACUUAUUUGAUGUGAAGAGAUUGUGAGAUACAUAUUAAUUCUCUUGUCUAAUGCUGCAUAUUGCUCCCACCAUGACAUACAAUGUCUGCUGUGUAUAGAAUCACAACAUAUACGUAACAUUUUCUUGCUUUAGCUGAUUUUUUUAUUGUUGUAAUAUUCAUUGAUAUACAGUUAUAAUGUGAAAAAGGUCCAGUUAAUGCCUGAGGAGAGGACAGUGCAGCCUACAUCAACUACAGAUCUUGAGAGGGACUGUUCAUAUUGCAUGAGUAAGUUUGAUGUUUGGGAUGAGACACAGCCAAAGUGUCAUCCAUCUAAGUGUGCUUGUAGUGUGCAGGAUCUCAGCCUACGCUGAGCAAAAGUUCACCACCAGUCUGUCAAGCGGCAGUUUUAGCCAUGACAAGUAUGUUUUUGCUCUGAUACAUAAAGCUAAAUGAAAUGAAACGAUCCAAGCAGCGUUGCAGGGGUGACGUUGGCGCUCGAGAUAGUAUGCGGUGCUCCGCAUCAGAACAGUGUGGAAACAGUUCAAAUCCAUCAGGCCACAUGUCUACAUGUGCCUGAUCAAGGCUGCUGUAUCUCUUUAGGCCCUGACUGGACUUUGACCUCAUUAUAGCAACAUACUAACUGAUCCUGUUACAGUGAGAAACAUUUCUUGUUUUAAUGAGACACGUUGAUUUUGUGUAGUAAUGAAAAGAUGAAGGAUAUGAUGUUAUAGCAUGAACAGUUUCUUGGAAAUAGAUUUGAUAUGUAGUAAUAACCAAAGAUUUCUGUCAUAAUAACAUGAAAAAGAUCUUGUUAUGUCAUUAACAGGAUGGCGAUAAAGCAAGACAUUUUUGGAAACACAGUUUUGGAAUGGUGGCAGCAACAUGCUGCCGUACUUAUCUGCUUCAAUCAGUGGUAGAUGUUCGAUGUUACAUUAUUCAUGGAUGAAAAGUUGCACUGUGCUGUUUGUCUUUGGAACUUCCUGUAUUUAUGCCACAUGUUAAAUAGUUAAACAGUUUCUAGGUUGUGAAAACAUGGACUAAAGCUUGCUGUGUUGUAGAGAAAUAUAUGACAUUGUACAGCUUCACUGUUACCUGUACUCCUGUUGUCAUCACCUGUCUGUCACCUCUCGGUCUUGGUGUGUGCGGGCUUUCUCGACACGCUCCCGUGAGAACACGCGUGAGCUGUGUCGAGCGUGCUACCGCUGUGAAUCUGUCUCCGUUUGCUAGCACAGAUCGUAGCAGCCUUUUAAACAUUUGCUGGUUGUUCCUGAGCAUAUUUGCAAAAACAAUAAAGUGACCAAACAUGAGUUAUUAAA
This is a messenger RNA of Chelmon rostratus (copperband butterflyfish), 7768 nucleotides long. Its product is annotated as sorting nexin-19-like. Gene Ontology annotation, molecular function: phosphatidylinositol binding. Gene Ontology annotation, cellular component: early endosome membrane; intracellular membrane-bounded organelle. The transcript has 14 exons. The record is from RefSeq and is a predicted model, not a curated record. NCBI's taxonomy places the organism in Eukaryota, Metazoa, Chordata, Actinopteri, Chaetodontiformes, Chaetodontidae. The coding region runs from base 127 to 3147 and encodes 1006 amino acids.